CUGUGACCGACUGACAAACUUCUGGCCUCCGGACACCAGGCGACGUGACGACGACCCACGUGACAGGCUGGAGAGGUAAGAAAAGAAGUGACACGGAAAAGAGGGAGAGAGGGGAGAAAGAGUCACCGAAAAGAGGAGAAAGCAGAGAAACUGAGGGAACAGGCAGAGGAUGGAGGAGGACUGAGUGUGGAACCUGUGUGGGGGUGAUGAGGUGACUCUUUUCUGUCUUCUCGCGGUGUUUUCCUCUGUCACUGAUGAGCGCUUGGAAAACACAGGUUGGACUGAGCUAUUGACAGCACAGGGCCUUCCGUUGACGCACACACCACGGCAGAGCACAUUAUUCAUGUGUGUUUCGGUUUUGGGGACGUGCAGACUCCACUUUUUCAUUCCAUACCGGAACAUUUUUUUUUAUUUCUCUCUAACUUUGUUGAACAUUUCCAAUUUUACAAGUCUGGUUUUUUUACAAACUUAAUUUUGGAUUCUUUUGAGGGGCUAUUUAUUUUUUCUUGUGAUUUUCUGUUCACUCAGCUGACGUACUUCACACCAUCCUUCUCUUGGAGAGAAUAAAAAACUUUUUCGUGGAAUUAUUCGAUUUUUGAUGUUUUCUCUAACUACGUUCUGCUAACUUUUUCUGCCGGCUCCCGUUUCCUGCUGAUCAUUUUGAACUGUUUUCAGUCCCUCUGUGCCUCCGACCUGCAUGGACAACAUGAACUCGUUUGUGGAAUAUAACAUUUGUACCCGGCCGGGGUCCGGCUCUUAUUCUGCCCCUAAAUCUGGAUACCAUCACCACCACCAUCAUCAUCACCACCAUCUGCAACACCAACAUCAUCCUCUGGAUCAGCAUCAGAGCUUUCCGGUGACCUCUGGUGCCUUCCAUACUGGACCAACCGGCGCUCCAGCUUCAGUUAACGGGUCGAGAAGUGACGGCAGCGCCGCGGGAGCGAGUUACACCGGGGAUGGGAGGCUGUACGGGGGCGCCGUAGGUGAUGGGGUUCACGCGACCGCAGGGGCCACCCAGCAUCAUCAUCAGCAUCCUCAUCAUCAUCAUGAGCAACAACAGCAUCAACAGACGCAUAACGGGUACCAUCAUCAUCCUCACCUUCACCAAACCCAAAGCUUACAAAGUGGAACAUUGUCUCCUUAUAAUAACGGGAAUAGUGGAAACAGCGGGGCCUUUGCGGGCCAGGCGUGCGCCAGGAACUCGGAGUACGCUGCAGCGACGGGCCCUCCGGCUAGCAUUCACUCCCAGUAUUUCUUGGAGGAGCCUGUGGCCUCCACCUAUUAUCAUCCAUCAUCCUUCCCCAGCUCGGCCCCCACAGUCGGUCCCAGCUACGGGGCGCUGGCCGGGGCCUACUGCGGGCCUCAGGGCGCUCUGGCCGGCUCACAGUACCCACAGCAGCUAGGCGGGGGUCUGGACACAGCGGGCUACCUGGGCCUUCCGCACGGGGGAGGUUACGGGGAGCUACCGGUCUCCCAGGACAGAGAAAGGGGAGACGAAGAGAGUCAGCAGGCCGGACAGGGGCAGACCUUCGACUGGAUGAAAGUGAAGAGGAACCCGCCUAAAACAGUCAAAGUUUCGGACUUCGGCCUCGCGGGCGCACACAACAACGCCAUGCGCACCAACUUCAGCACGCGGCAGCUGACGGAGCUGGAGAAGGAGUUCCACUUCAGCAAGUAUUUGACGCGGGCGCGGCGCGUGGAGAUCGCUGCCACGCUCGAGCUCAACGAGACACAGGUGAAGAUCUGGUUCCAGAACAGGCGCAUGAAACAGAAGAAGCGGGAGCGGGAGGGAGCCUCCGCCACGACGCGCUCCUCCUCCUCCGGUAUCGACAGCGGAUUCCACAAGGAGCUCGAGGAUACCGACCACUCCUCCGCGUCCACGUCUCCAGGCGCGUCCCCGAGCUCGGAGACGUCGUCAGAGCGAGCGGCGUGAUUGGUUCUGUCACUCAGAUCGGUGACGCUGCGGCAAACAGGUGGCCUACUGAGUGAUGUACUCAUGAGUGAUGCAUUCCAUGUUAUGCACGAAAUCUUUAAACAAAACGAUUCCUCACGCCGACAGCCCGCUUCUUCUGCUUCUGCUUUGAUUGCCUACAUGUCCCAGAAUUCCCCCUGAAACUUCUCCCAGCUCCUGGGCUGUUGCAUCCGAUCAGUUUUACAUGUGGUGAGAAGACUUUCUGAUGUGUAAACACUGUCCCACCUUAAUCAAACCUUCCUUGUUCUGGUACA
Messenger RNA from Scatophagus argus, 2226 nucleotides. It is a transcript of the gene hoxb1a, whose product is annotated as homeobox B1a. Gene Ontology annotation, biological process: regulation of transcription by RNA polymerase II. Gene Ontology annotation, molecular function: DNA-binding transcription factor activity, RNA polymerase II-specific; RNA polymerase II cis-regulatory region sequence-specific DNA binding. The record is from RefSeq and is a predicted model, not a curated record. The transcript has 2 exons. Bases 698 to 1933 code for a protein of 411 amino acids. Lineage: Eukaryota; Metazoa; Chordata; Actinopteri; Scatophagidae. Gene Ontology annotation, cellular component: nucleus.